CUCCUCCUUGGCAAAGCAAGAUGGCGGCCGUCGUAGAGAGAGUUGAUGGAUGUGUUGGGUCCUUGGACUCGGACGCUGUGUCACCGAGACAGUCCACCCCUCCACCGGACCAGCCGCACCAGAACAACCCGCUGUUAGGACUGCCCAUUGUGGCCAUUGAGACUAUUCUCAAUUUUCUGUCUUACGAUGAAAUCAGCCUGCUGCGCUCGGUGUGUAAGCGCAUGGACAUGAUCUGCCAGCGUGUCCUGAAUCAGGGCUUCCUGAAGGUGGAGCGCUACCACAGUCUGUGCCAGAGGCAAGUCAAAGCCCAGCUGCCCAGGCGAGAGUCAGAGAGGAGAAACCAUUCAUUGGCCCGUCAUGCUGAUAUCCUGGCUGCUGUGGAGACACGCCUCUCUCUGCUCAACAUGACCUUCAUGAAAUAUGUCGACUCCAACCUCUGCUGCUUCAUCCCUGGAAAGGUGAUAGAUGAGAUUUACCGCGUUCUGCGUUACGUGAACUCCACUAGAGCCCCCCAGCGGGCUCAUGAGGUUCUGCAGGAGUUGAGGGAUAUCUCCUCCAUGGCCAUGGAGUACUUUGAUGAGAAGAUUGUCCCCAUCCUGAAGAAGAAGCUGCCAGGGGCCGACCUGUCCGGCCGCCUCAUUGGCUCUGCACCAGUGGCAGGUCCAUCUACCUCCCUGACCACCAUGUCCCUGCUGGCUAAGAACACGCCGUCGCGCUCUGAGAUGACCAAGGUACAGCAGCAGGUAAAGGUGAACGGGGCGUCAAUGACAGUACUGCGGCGGGAGAUGCAGGAAAUCCGUGUCAAGCAGCUGGAGCAGCAGAAGCAGCUGCAGGACCAGGAGCAGAAGCUGCUGGAACAGACCCAGGUGAUCGGUGAGCAGAACGCCCGCCUUGCCGAGCUGGAACACAAGCUCCGCGAACUGAUGGACAGCAGUGCCGCUGCUAUGGGAGGACCCAGGCCCAGCACAGCUGUCCCCUCCACAUCCAGUGGCGCUGCAGUGUCUUCCACCGUUGCCAGCUCGUCUGGUACUGUGUUGGCAAGUGGCAGUGUUGCCGCGGCCUCUCUACCUAGAGAGCCAGAGGGCGAGGGAGGGUCAUCACUCAAACGCACCAGAAAGAGCUCAGACCUUCCACGACAGUCCAAACGGCUGCGCAGCAAGAAAUAAGAGACUCGGUGUGUCAUUUAGUUGGUCGAGUUUUGUUUUAGGUUUCGAGGUCUGACUGAUCACACCUUAUCCCCAAUUCCCGCGUCACCCCCCACCCCACCCACACUCACCUGUACUGUCUGCGAGAUGAGUCGGGACUAUCCAUGUAUGCUUCACCAGUGUUCUCUUUUCAACAAAUCCCAUGAAAACACCCAAACCAACAAAGUCCAUCGGUCCAUACUUUCUGACUCCCCUACCCUGAUAUUUACUUUUUAAAAAGGCUCCAUAAUUUCCUAAAACAGAUGGACACUUUGGAUACUGAAUCUACGUGUGGUGCUCUAGUAGAGUAUUUGGGGCAGCAGGACGGUGUAUGUGGGACUGAGUCUAUAUAAACCACAGUGUGUGUGUGUAUUCAUGGUGAUGGAGGAACAUUGUGGCUCACUGAGGGGUUUUUAAAAGUUACUGUACAACAAUGGAGCUCUAUGGCUCAGAGGAGGAAGUGAUAUCGGGCUGUGAGCCACAAACAGUACUUUGUUAGUGGAUACAGUCAUUGUUGGUUUGGCUUCAUACAUGGGAUUAGUUGACUGGAAAAAAAUAUAGAAUAUCACCAGAAUUAUCCUUACAAGGCUUCUUAACUACUUAACUAAAUCAGAAUAUAGGCAGGUGGUUGGCCAUCGGCAUCUAAGAAGACUAUUUAUGGAAGGUCACAUUCAAAUUACUGUACAGCUUUUUAAUGUAGAUGCUUUUCUAAGAGGCUCAUGUGUUUGAAAAAAAUUGGAUUUGACAAAACAGAAAUUCAGAUGUAAAUUGUACAAGUGGUGAGUUCAUGUAGUUCCUGUUUCUAAAAUAAAAUAACCAUGAGAUUGUAUAUUGGAAACAUACACAACUAAACUGUAAAAAUACAGUCAUGACAGGCCUUAAAUUGCAAGUUAGUAUAAUCUAAUCUAACUGAAGUUGAAUGUUACUGGUAAUCAUUGAUCUCCUGUCCAUUGUCGCAUGGGUAGGAAGUCUAAAUCCACAAGCAUUCAUUUCCUUCACAGUUGCUUCUUCCUAACUUCGGCUAAGUGCAAUAUAAAACAUCUAAAGUAAUAAGUAAUUUAUAUUCCUUGCCAGUACUGAUAGUGUCUAUCCAAAAUUGCUGCUCAGGUAAGUCUGUCUGAUCAGUUCUUGAAUCCCCGUAAAAAGGAAGGAUUGGGUCUUAAAGAAGGAAAAAGGCAGUGUUCAGCAUGAGUCAGCCUGUUACCUGUUGACUCUUGCCUUCCCUGCCUGGCAGAGGGUGGAACAUGGAAGUAGAUGUUAUUUGUGAAGGGAUUUUCCUUUCCACUGUGCCUCAGCAGCCCCUUACGGAUAUCAUUGUCUUCUGAUCUUCAGAAAUGCAGCAGUGACAAUGAAAUCCACGGCUCUGGUGUGUGAAAAUAAUUUCUUUAAAAGGUUUCCUGCAAGAGUAGGCCAUUUUUCGCUCUGGUGUGCCUGAAAGCACCUGAUCUCUUUUUACAUGAGAUGUACUGUAUGUGCUGUGCUAAGGAGGACAAAGAAACGAUAUAACUGCUCUCCAAUGGGAAAGCAGUAUUUGGCAUCUGUCCUUUGAGGGUCAUACAGUGUUUUUACAUAUUUCAGCCUAUUUACAACAAUGAUGUACAGCUACCUACAGCUGAACAUUAUACAGAGUACAGAAAGUGUGUUACAUUUUUCUGAAUAUGUUAUUUCUACUUUUGGGACAAUCACUGAUUUCCAUUCAUUUCACUACAGGAACGUCGUGACUUGAUUUUCAGAUUAUGAAAGAACAUAACAGCUGUUCCUGAAAACAUCUUCAAAUUUCUCCUCUUCUCUCUGCCAGAAUUAAGUUAUCAAAAGCAGAGGAAUAUACCAUUCAGUUACACAAUCAUGCUUCAGUUUAUACCAACAAUUCCUAGUUAAAAUCAUUGUUCUUGAGUCUCACAAAUAUUAACUCAAGGUGCACUUGACCUUAACCCUAACCUGUGAUAUAGUCAAUACUUUGUAAAAAAUAUUUUAACCCUAAGUCACCUGCUAGCUUCUUCUGAGUAUUUUACCCACAUGACAUGAAAACUGAGCAAACUCAUCUGCUGAUGAAGACUUGAUGAAGAUGAAAUAUGGUUUUAAGUUGGUGUUUCCCAGGCAGAUGAAUUGUUGUAAAUGGGUGGAAACAGGAAAACAAUUGUAUGGUCCUCAAAAGUCAAAGUAGAAAUGAUGUAAAAAUGAAAAAAAAAAAAACAAGUAUAUUGUAUACGUUAAGACAUUUAAAGGGUCUUUUCGCACAAAUGAUGUAUUUUUUCACUUCUCUGUGCCAUGCAGAUUGUUUUGUUUUUUCUUCAACAAGGAAAGUGAAUGGAAUUGAGCCUAACUGCAUGGAUGGAUGCCACCAGAAGGAAGUAAGAAAAUAUUCUUUUGACCCUUUAAAUGUUGUUUAAAGAAAUUUUAAAAAAAAUAUAUAAAGCUUUUCAAUUUUUCUGUUAUAACACCAACUUUAAGUUUAUAAGCAGCCUGUUGCAAUUAGUAUAAGGGAACUACCAGAACGUAUGACUGGUUUGCAGUGACAGUAAAGGGGUGCUGGAAAAGUAUAUAAACAGAAUGGCUCAGAGUAACAUUAGUUUCCUUAGCGGUUGUUUAAAAAGCGUUGUCUUAGCUCCCCUGUGCAGCAGUACUCCUCCCCUCUCCUGUACAAACUUGUCUCUUGCCUUGUGAGGCUACGUUAACGUGAGCCCAUAUUGUGGCUGCACUUCUGUUUUUUUUUUUUUUUUGUUUGUUUUUAAGCUUUUCUGUUCAUUGGAUGACCUGAACCACUCAUGGCAUGAACUUCUGGUAAAGAAACUUUGGAAAUGCAGUUCACAUCUUGGUGAACCCUAGCGUGUAUUAUAAUGACACUGGGCAAAAAAACACAAGAAGAUGUAAUCUAGUGGCUUAAUUUGAGACUGCGUCUCAGUUUAGAAAAUUGUACUGUAAUCUUUAUGUACUUUAAAGUGUAGAUUGUGAAUUAUUUCAUGUAUGUAUCCCAAGAAAACUAUCUUUUGAGUUAGCCAGCUUGGGGCUAACUGUACGGUUUUGUUGCACAAAUUACUGUUACAAAUGUACAAAUCAAACAUUAAAGCUCAAUCUAA
Molecule: messenger RNA, 4261 nt
Organism: Micropterus dolomieu (smallmouth bass)
Lineage: Eukaryota; Metazoa; Chordata; Actinopteri; Centrarchiformes; Centrarchidae
Gene: fbxo28
Product: F-box protein 28
Exons: 5
Coding region: 21-1166 (381 amino acids)
Biological process (GO): protein polyubiquitination
Molecular function (GO): protein binding
Source: RefSeq, a predicted model, not a curated record